Molecule: messenger RNA, 3084 nt
Organism: Pocillopora verrucosa
Lineage: Eukaryota; Metazoa; Cnidaria; Anthozoa; Scleractinia; Pocilloporidae
Product: ankyrin repeat and SOCS box protein 5-like
Cellular component (GO): nucleus; cytoplasm
Molecular function (GO): protein binding
Source: RefSeq, a predicted model, not a curated record
CAAACGUAGUAAUCGCCUCUUAUGAGAUGGCUAGACAUUAUGUCGCUAGCAUAGAGCAGAGUCUUUCUUCUCCAUCACGUAUGUGAAAGGGAGCGAUGGGGAACUCGCCUUGCUCGAGGAGGGAACAGCUUGAAGUCAGCCCAGAAGUUUUGGUUUGUCGAUUGAAACGGGCUGCUUACAAAGGCUCUAAUAAGCAUCUUCGGGAGCUUUUGAAAGCUGGUGCACCUAUCGACGGUUGUCACAAAUACGGGAAGACUGCGCUUCACGAAGCCGUGAGGCACGGUCAAAUUAGAUGUGUUGAAAUACUUCUGAACUAUCGGGCCAACGUAAAUAUAUCAACGUAUGAUGGACUUACACCGCUACAUGAGGCUGCCGAACAAGGCUUUGUAGAUUGUUUGGCAGCACUUAUAAAUCAUGGAGCUGAGAUAAACGCCGCGACUAGAAGUCAGUGGACGGCACUGCAUUAUGCUGCAAGGAACGGACAUAGGGACUGUUUAGAAGUCCUUUUACAACAUGGGGCUAAUGUAAAUGCAACCGCAAACGGAGGCUGGAGACCUUUGCAUACGGCUGUUCGUCAUGGGCACACAACGUGCGUUGAACUCUUACUCCGCUAUAACGCCGAAGUAGACCCUCCUUUGGUGCCUUCGUAUCGGAUUCUUCAAGUCCCUCUCCACCAUGCAGCAGAAUAUGGGCAUCUAGCUUGCUUAGAGGCUCUUCUAAGGCAAGGCGCAGAUGUUAAUUCUAAGACCGCGGAAGGCUGGACAGCAAUGCAUUCAGCAGCGCUCUACGGCCGCACAUCAUGUGUGGAAGCACUGAUCAGAUAUGGUGCAGAUGUAAAUGCAAAGACAAUAUAUGUAACACAAGGGACAUCUUACAACGACACUCCUCUACAUUUGGCUGCUCGUCAUAGCCACACAAUGUGCAUCAAAAGACUUAUACAGGCUAAUGCCAAUUUAUGGACUAAAAAUUGCCUUGGACUAACAGCCGAAAGGUUUGUCACAGAUUCAAGGGUGCAGAAUUGGAUGGAAAAUAUCCGAUGCAGACCCAGGUCUCUACAACUGCAGUGUUCUGCAGCAAUCAGAAACUAUGUAAAACAUGACAAAACAAAAAAUGCGGUGAAGCUGCCUCUUCCUCCGCAUCUUUUAAGACAAGUACUUUUCGAACAAGACAUCAAGAUUGUCUAGCACAAAAUGGUAUCGUUAGUACUUCUACUAUCAAGAAUGCUGAAAUUCAAAGCCCUGGUUAUGCAACGAAAAUCAGACCCACGAGUUUUGAUUAGCAUGAUGCAACCUUGCUAUGACUCAAGGCAGUACAAUGUGACUCAAGAAUGAUUUAUUUAUGGCUAUGGUUACAGCUUUAACUGAAAGGUGCCCCUGCAGCGCAAUUCUUUGCUGGUCGUAGUUUCAACUCAGUCACGGAGUUUAACCAUAAAGAACAACUCUAUAGUCAUCUCAAGUAUUUAAAACUUCAUCAGUUUAUAUUCUUUCAAAUUUUCAGUUUUUGUGUUCACGUGACAUCAUCCAGUUUGGGUGACACAUUCAGUUUGAUUUGUUUUAAGAUCAGUUUUGAUAUUCUGAUGUACAGUUUACUGUACAUUCAGCUUAUUUUUUUCACAUUUGAAAGUUCACAAGCUUUAUUUUACUGAAGUUACACUUUUCACACCUUAGUCAGGGAGUUGGUUUUAGUUUGGUAUGAUUAUCUUGAAAAACUACCUAUUUCUACAUCUUUUCACAAACCAACAUCAAUCCCUUGACUCUCAAGAUCUGAUUGGUAAUCUUCUUCUCCUGACUGCCUCAUUUUUGUUGUGAAUUGGACACAAGAAUUUGGUAUGAUGUCAAGCUCGCACCCUCUAGCUGACAAACUUGUUUGUUCUCAUCUCCUACAUUAAGGGUGGUCUAUUAAAAUUGUGAAGAUAUCUUACUUAUUAAUCACUUCUGGGAGUCAAAUAAUUCAAGUAUUACACAAUCAACCACACUUGCAGUUAUUUUAAGUUGCCUAAUGGUUAUGGCAUUGAAUUUUAGUCAACUGGUGAAGUAAAACUUUGGAAAGGUAUGCAGUGAUAUCCACAGUACUAAUGACAGAUUUAGACAGGGUCCUUAAAAAAAAAUUUUGGCAACUUUUCUGACAACACCUUUUUUGCAUUUUAUGGGCUCCACAAAAUGCAAAACCAACAAGAAUUGAAAGAGUUUCAGAGAUAGAGACAAAAUUUCCUUCCUUCAACGCUAAAUCAAAGAAACAUUAAUGUGUCAUUUCUUUAAAAAUGAUAUGUAUACAUAUUGUAACGAAUUUUAAGUCAAAAUAAUCGUAAAUACUUUGAUUUUGUUUUUCACUUUUUGCUAGGUACAUAUCCACAAUGUUGAAACAAAGAAUAAUACCAAUUAAUGUAAUGUGAAAUAAUUUCAACCUGGAGUCAUUUUAAAUUACUCUAUAAAUAUCUACCACUUAUCUCUCUUUCAAAUUUGACAGAAUGUAUGAUCAGGACAUGUGCUCCAAUUAAGCAUUUUUGCAAAGAAAUUUUGCAAAUGUUGUUAAAAAGUUGGAGGAAAGAUGUGAAAAAUGAUGAAAAGAAUUUGUCAACUAACAAAGGUAGUAGUAUCAUUAUUAUAAAUGAUAAUAAUAAGUUUCAAUUUUAGUCAUGCAAAAACAUGUCUUUAAGUUCUAUCUAGAAGACCAGAAUCUACAGACUUUAGAAAGGAAGAUAACUUUAAAUCUGAAUCUCUUUAUGUGGCAGGAAGUAAGUAUAUUUUGUGUCCCUCUCUCAGAUGAUCAAGGUGUCAGAAUUUUGUUGUGUAAUCCUAAGGUUGCAAAGUAUAGAGAAAUUUUUAUUUUUAUCUUUGAAUGGUUGUACUUAAUGGCUGGCCAGGGCUGCAGGCGCAAAUUGGGAGCCUGGAACAGAAGUGACACUGUCUCAUUUCCAGUCCUACUCCUAUUUUGCUUCACUUGCAAACAAGUUAAAAAAAUUAUUGCAUUUAUAACGUUCCAUACAUUUGAUAUACUUCACAUAUGAAUUAAAUGUUUGUCUCCUUUUUAAAGAGACAACGGCGAGAAAAACGAAAUUGUUACAAAUAAAGUAAGAUAGCAAAG